This is a messenger RNA of Cooperia oncophora, 387 nucleotides long. The record is from the annotation of a GenBank genome assembly. NCBI's taxonomy places the organism in Eukaryota, Metazoa, Nematoda, Chromadorea, Rhabditida, Trichostrongylidae.
AUGAUCAGCGGACGGCUACAACUCGUGCUACUUCUCGCCUUUGUUGGCAGUGCCUUGGCAGCCACCACGACCAAGAAGCCAGUACCUCUAUGCGGGAAAUGCAUGCCAGCAAAGGUAACACUGAUUCCUGCUAGUGGAGCGGGAACUGUCAAACCAACUAUCAAAAUGUUGACGAACACAGCUGCAGGAUGUAGAAGAAUGCAUGUUAUCUGUACCGCACCUGCCGGUGGUACAAUUGCCUCAAUGGAGUUCAACAGACUAUUUGGUGGAGGAUAUGAAGCGAAAACAGUGACUGCACUGUUGAAGUGUAAUGCGAAACAGAACUGGAUCUACACAAAAGAUAAAGUGGCAAAAGCAAUAACUUCUGUUGGAUGCAUGUAUGUCUAG